Molecule: messenger RNA, 903 nt
Organism: Exaiptasia diaphana
Lineage: Eukaryota; Metazoa; Cnidaria; Anthozoa; Actiniaria; Aiptasiidae
Product: BRCA2 and CDKN1A-interacting protein
Exons: 7
Coding region: 1-879 (292 amino acids)
Cellular component (GO): nucleus
Source: RefSeq, a predicted model, not a curated record
AUGGCGUCCAAGAACGAGGGCCAGAAAGGAAAGAAACGGCAAAAAAUAGAUGAAUCGAGCGAUGAUUAUUCAUCCAAUGAAUCUGAUAGCGAGGAUGUUGCUUCUCAUGAGAGUUUUGAUGAAAAUAUGGAAAUCCCUGUUGAAUUUGAAGCAUUUCCACCCGCUGAAUGUGACUUUAAUGCAAUGCGAAAUCUCCUUAAACAGUUGUUUUUGAAAAGCUCUGUUGACCUGUCAGAACUUGCAGAUAUUAUUAUCUCACAAAAGAAGAUUGGUAGUAUCAUCAAGGUGGUUGAUGAAGAUGAAGAAGAGGAAAAUGAAAAAGAAGAACAAAAAGAGCAAAAUGGUCCCAGCACCAGUAGUGAGGAGGACUAUGAGGAGGAAAUUCUUGGUCUGAUUACAAUGUUGGAUCUCAUGAAAUACAAGGAAAAGAAAUGUAUCCAGCAAAUCAAGGAACUCUUACUGGAAAAAUGCAAGGCUUCUGAUGAUCAAGCAUAUGGCAAUUUCAAGGAGAUUAUGAAUGGUGAUAAAGUCAUUGGUCUAUUAUUUAGUGAGCGAUUCAUCAAUAUACCACCACAAGUUGCUCUUCCACUUUAUAAGGCAUUAAGGACAGAGCUACAGCACCAUUACAAAAAGGAUAAGAGUUCAAGCUUAGAUUAUCUUGUGCUGAUUUCAAAAUCAUUCAGGGAAAAAGAAGAUAGCAACUCAGCAAACUCAAGCAAUAAAAAGGGGAAAAAAUUAUCCAAAAAAGCAAAAAAAGGGCAAGAGUUAAAUUUUAGUAAUGCUGAGGAUGAAAUAUURYAUAAGGUAAGAUAUUUGAGAAUAAUUUGUAGUAAUUUAGUAAUUUGGGUUUGUAAUCGCAGACACUAUUUGAUUAUAUAAUAGAGCGAUAUCACAUAAGCAAUG